GACCGGGACCGGAAUCCCGACCUGGGCCAGCAAGUUUGUCCCGGCGCGCCGCGGCCCGAGCCUGCCAGAAGCGCUUUCAUAUUCCCCCACCUACUUCCGGUACCGCGUGCCCGUCCCCCGGAAGAGGAGGGCAGUCGUGCAUCCGGGUGCGCAGUGCUACCAUCCCUGCCCCCCAUUUCCUGGCGGGUGCGCGGGGGCGGCCCGGAGACCACCUGGUCCGGAGAAGGCGGAGGUGGCGAGGGCUACUACUCCUCUGGGGGCGCCUGGUCGGACCCCGGUCGAGCUGGAGGAAGCCACCAGGAGCAGCCACCAUAUCCUGGCUACAAUGCUAACUACUGGAAUUCUGCUGCACGACCGAGGGCCUCAUACCCAACCACAUAUGCUGUGCGACCAGAGUUACAAGGCCAGAGUUUGAAUUCUUAUGCAAAUGGAGCAUAUGGUCCACCUUACCCCCCUGGUCCUGGGACAAAUACUGCCUCCUACUCCGGGGCUUAUUACCCACCUGGCUAUAGUCAGACCAGUUACUCUACAGAUGUGCCGAGUGCUUACCGUUCACCGGCCAGCAGCCCAAGCCCAGUCUCUCGGUGGAUGUACCCACAGCAGGACUGUCAGAACGGAGCACCACCUCUUCGGGCACACGUUCCAGGGUAUCCUGCUUCACAGAACCCUGGAAUGACAGUGACCCAUUACCCUUAUGGGGAUGGUAAUCGGAAUGUUCCACAAUCAGGACAAACUGUACGACCCCACGAAGACGCAUGGGCUUCUCCUGGUGCAUAUGGGAUGGGUGCCCGUUACCCCUGGCCUUCAGCUGUGCCCUCAGCACCACCCGGCAAUCUCUACAUGACCGAAAGUGCUUCGCCAUGGCCUAGCAGCGGCCCUUCUCAGCUACCUCCUUCGUCACCACCCCAGCAGCCCAAGGAUUCCUCAUACCCCUAUAGCCCAUCAGAUCAAGGCAUGAACCGGCACAACUUUGCUUGCAGUGUCCAUCAGUAUGACUCGCCGGGUACAGUGAGUAACGAUCAUUCAGACCCUCUGGAUUCCCAAGUGCAGUACACCGCUGAGCCUCAACUGUAUGGUAACGCCUCCGCUGAGCAGCCCAGCAGUCAAGAGCAGAGUAGUAAUCUCCCUGAAGAGGGUCUAUCUUCAGACGAAAGUACUCCUGCGAGUAUUAAGAAAAUCAUACAUGUGCUGGAGAAGGUUCAGUAUCUUGAGCAAGAAGUAGAAGAAUUUGUAGGAAAAAAGACAGACAAAGCGUACUGGCUUCUCGAAGAGAUGCUAACGAAGGAACUUUUGGAACUAGAUUCUGUGGAAACUGGGGGCCAGGACUCUGUCCGGCAGGCCAGGAAAGAGGCUGUUUGCAAGAUCCAGGCCAUACUGGAAAAAUUAGAAAAAAAAGGAUUAUGAAAGGAUUUAGAAUGACUUGGAAGCCUGUUACUUGGCCAAAGAACUCUUGAUUUGGAUUAAUUACUAAUGUCGUGAAAUUGCCCAUUGAUGACAAGAAGCAAUACAUUCCAACUUUCCUUUGAUUUGAAAUUUGAAAAACUGGCAAAGGAAUAGAAGAACAUUUCAUUUAGGAGUUUUUUCAGUUUUCAGACGAAUGAAUGUAAUAGGAAACUGUGGAAUUAUCAGUUUUGCCAAAUAGACUCACUUCUUCUUAAGAAAUUUAUAUAUAUUUGUAAGCUGCUUCUUAUCAUCAGGAAGGAAAUAUACUUCGUGUAACAGGCUAUCAGAAACUUGAGAAAGCAACGAACAGGCUUUGUUUUUGUAAAUGUAUGAAUAACUUGUCACAUUUUUGUACAUUGUGACUGCUUUGAGCUGCCACUUCGUGCGAGUAAAUUACAGCUUAGACUUUAGCUUUCUUGGACCUCUGUUUUGUUUUGUUAUUUGCAGUUCACAAUAUAGUAUUAUUCUCUACUUCUUGGUACAUUUUGUAGUAACAUGUUUAAUAUAAUUAUUCAGGAGACUCUGUUGACAGACUGUAUUGGCAGUUCUGAGUGGAUCUGUGUCCUUUCACAACUUGAAUGUAUUGUACUGUGUAGUUAGCUCUGCAGUAGCUUGUCUUCCUUUCUUUGUAUAACUAGGGUUAGAAUUCUUACAUUUUAACUUUUCCUCCUCCUCCUUAUUUUUUUAUCAGUACAGGGGAUUAAACCUAGCACGUGCUGGGCAAGCUUUACCACUGAGCUACAUCCCCCCUGGCUCUUUUUAUCUUUGAGUUAGGGUCUUACUAAGUUGC
Molecule: messenger RNA, 2233 nt
Organism: Fukomys damarensis (Damara mole-rat)
Lineage: Eukaryota; Metazoa; Chordata; Mammalia; Rodentia; Bathyergidae
Gene: Bag4
Product: BAG cochaperone 4
Exons: 6
Biological process (GO): protein stabilization
Cellular component (GO): cytosol; cytoplasm; membrane
Molecular function (GO): protein-folding chaperone binding; adenyl-nucleotide exchange factor activity
Source: RefSeq, a predicted model, not a curated record